CAUCACUGGGUAUUCCCCCUCUCCUCUAGCUGGGCUCUAAUGGAAAAUAGUAGGGAAAACUCUGAAAACUCUAAACAACCCUCCAACCCCAUGAGGUGUACUCCGUGGAAAGCCGUAGGUAACUCAACUACUAAGGAUGUUACUAGCCUAGUAGUUACUUGGGACUGCUUCACUCGGGUGUUGCGGCUGGGAUUCUGUUUGGUCUGACAGUGGUGUGUACCCUGUCCCCAUUCAUCACUACGAUCGUUCU
This is a messenger RNA of Aspergillus eucalypticola CBS 122712, 250 nucleotides long. RefSeq lists its product as uncharacterized. The coding region runs from base 40 to 207 and encodes 55 amino acids. The transcript has a single exon. Lineage: Eukaryota; Fungi; Ascomycota; Eurotiomycetes; Eurotiales; Aspergillaceae. The record is from RefSeq and is a predicted model, not a curated record.